UGAGAGAUUUCCGUUUCCUGGGCGGGGCCAGCAGUCUUGCGCGUGCGCAGUGUGGGUCAACAGUGUAGGCGUGAACAUGGCGGCGCCCGUGGACCUGGAGCUGAAGAAGGCCUUCUCUGAGCUGCAGGUGAAGAUGGUGGACACUCAGCAGAAGGUGAAGCUGGCCAACCUGCAGAUCGACCAGCUGACCCGCGUUCAGAAAUACGCCAAGCUGACUCACACCGAGAUCACCACGCUGCCGGACAACACGCGGCUCUACGAGGGCGUCGGACGCAUGUUCAUCCUUCAGUCCAGAGAGGAGAUCAGCAACCAGCUGACAGACAAACAGAGGACGGCUAAUGAGAAGAUCAAAGAGCUGGAGCAGAAGAAAGUGUAUCUAGAACGUAGCGUGAAGGAAGCCGAGGACAACAUCCGAGAGAUGCUGCUGUCCAGGAGAGCUCAGUAACUCCUUUUGUUCAUUUGUGUGUUUAAAUAUUAAAAUACUGGAUCAUGA
Salarias fasciatus (jewelled blenny) is the source of this 493-nucleotide messenger RNA. RefSeq names its product prefoldin subunit 1 (gene pfdn1). Gene Ontology annotation, biological process: protein folding. The record is from RefSeq and is a predicted model, not a curated record. The coding region runs from base 77 to 445 and encodes 122 amino acids. NCBI's taxonomy places the organism in Eukaryota, Metazoa, Chordata, Actinopteri, Blenniiformes, Blenniidae. The transcript is spliced from 4 exons. Gene Ontology annotation, molecular function: protein folding chaperone. Gene Ontology annotation, cellular component: cytoplasm; prefoldin complex.